Sitodiplosis mosellana (orange wheat blossom midge) is the source of this 1868-nucleotide messenger RNA. Its product is annotated as tether containing UBX domain for GLUT4. The record is from RefSeq and is a predicted model, not a curated record. Gene Ontology annotation, molecular function: protein binding. The transcript is spliced from 6 exons. Gene Ontology annotation, biological process: signal transduction. Lineage: Eukaryota; Metazoa; Arthropoda; Insecta; Diptera; Cecidomyiidae. Bases 181 to 1749 code for a protein of 522 amino acids.
UGUCGUAAACAAACCGGGAAUGAACUGUCACAAUGACAAUCUGUUAUUGCAUAUCAUUGUACAAUCUGAUUGCAUCGAUUUAAUUGGUGUUCAGCAAAUUGUUGGCUGAUUUUUUCUGAAUUUUCAACGAUAUUUCAUUUAAUCUUGUAGAAUUUGAUAGGUAGAAUAACGAAAAAUACAAUGAGUGGUAGCGUUGUAAAUGUACUCACGCCAAAUGGACGUCGGCAAAACGUGAAGGUGCAACCAAAUACGGCAAUUCUGAAGGUUCUAGAGGAAGUAUGUGACAAGCACAAGUUUGAUCCAAAUGAAUAUGACCUAAAACAUCACAAACGAAUCCUAGACCUAACCACAUCGUUCCGGUUUUCCGGCUUGCCAAAUAACGCGCAAUUAGAAAUGGUUGAGGCGCAGAAGAAGCGAACAGAUGCUGAAGUUGAACUAGUCGUACAAAUGGGUGAUGGGAUACGUGUUGAUGGAAAAUUUAAACCGAAUGUAACACUUUUGGAUAUCAUACAGCAACUGUCUCCCAAUGAACUCACCGGAGAAGAUUUGUUUGCCAUUUACAUGCGAACCGAAGUGUCAAGUGACAAAUUGGAAAGUACGUCAUUGAAAGAUUUGGGUUUGAUUAGUGGUCGGGCAAUUAUUCGACUGAUCCAUCGUGAUCCAAAUGCAGCGAAAAUACAAGCAAACGUGGCACUGAACUUAGCCAAACCAAAUGAAGCAAAGGAUAAGGAAGAAGAAAACCGAGGAAAUAAAAUCAGAAAAACCGAUGACUUGACCAAAAGUACACCCAGUACUUCACAAUCAAUAAUCAAUGUGCUGAAAGAGGAAAAGAAGAAAGAAGAAGCAUUGAAACAGGAUUCCAUUGAACAAUCUAAAAUACAAGGGGAUAAAUAUGAUGCAAAUAUUAUUGAUCUAACUCAAAGCAGUGACUCUGAGGACCAAAAGCCAAUACCAGAAGAUGAAAAGAUGGUCAUCAGUUCACCAGAACCGCCUGUUGUUGAAGAGGAGGUUGAUGAAGAUCCCGGUGAAAUACACAUUUUGGGUGAACGAAAUGCGGUCUUAUUCACUCAAGAUGCAGCAAAGGCAGCCAAUCUGAAUGAUUUACCGGAUUCAUUCUUCGAUUUGAAUGUGAAUGACAUCAAAGUAUUAAUAAAAGGUUUACGAACUCAAUCGGAAGGUACGGUCGAACAACCGUUGCUGACAGCCAAAUUGCGUGAAAUGGAAGAGGAGCAAAAACAAUUAUCAUUGCUAAACCAAUACAAAACGGUCAUCAUUCGAAUCCAAUUUCCCAAUCGAUACGUUUUGCAAGGAACAUUCACUCCAUACGAAACCAUCGCAACUGUUACUGAAUUCGUGCGUCAAUACCUUGGAAAUCCAGAUAUUGAUUUCUACCUUUAUACAACCCCACCAAAAAGCGUACUGUCGAAGGAAUCACGACUCUUCGAAGCCAACUGUGUCCCAUCAGCAAUAUUGCACUUUGGCUCGGAAGAAAAGCAAUCAAAUUACCUGAAGGAAGACAUUCUUGAUAAAGUUUCAUCACCCAAAGCAUCGUUGAUCCAAGCAUUGGCCGAUCGGGGAAUCAAACAAUAUGCGGAAGCGUCAAACUCAAAGUUAGGCAACGAAAGCAACCCAUCAACGUCUCAGCAAUCUCGCAAGUCGAAUGCUGCAAACUUCAGUACAUCAUCAAAAACACCAUCAACCUCUGGCGAUGCCAAGCUGCCCAAAUGGUUCAAGCCAUUCGGAAAAUAAGACAUAAACGUACAACAAAAAUAAAAUUGCAUACAUUCACAGUGAUACAUCUUGUUAUUGCAUUUUUCAUCAUUUGAAAUAAAAACAAAAUAAUUUUUUUUUCAUUCGUAAAACAUAAA